Molecule: messenger RNA, 696 nt
Organism: Onychomys torridus (southern grasshopper mouse)
Lineage: Eukaryota; Metazoa; Chordata; Mammalia; Rodentia; Cricetidae
Gene: Dnajb8
Product: DnaJ heat shock protein family (Hsp40) member B8
Exons: 1
Coding region: 1-696 (231 amino acids)
Biological process (GO): protein refolding; positive regulation of proteasomal ubiquitin-dependent protein catabolic process
Cellular component (GO): endoplasmic reticulum membrane; cytosol
Molecular function (GO): ATPase activator activity; Hsp70 protein binding
Source: RefSeq, a predicted model, not a curated record
AUGGCCAACUACUAUGAAGUGUUAGGUGUACAGUCCAGUGCCUCCGCUGAGGACAUCAAGAAGGCGUACCGAAAGCUGGCUUUGCGUUGGCACCCCGACAAGAACCCUGACAACAAGGAGGAGGCUGAGAAGAAGUUCAAGCAGGUGUCUGAGGCAUAUGAGGUCUUGUCAGACUCUAAAAAGCGCUCUGUGUACGACCGGGCAGGCUGUGACAGCUGGCGGGCCAGCGGCGGCGGUGGCAACGUGCCCCACGGCAGUCCCUUCGGUGCUGGUUAUCCCUUCCGCAAUCCUGAGGAUAUCUUCCGUGAGUUCUUUGGGGGAGCAGACCCUUUCUCCUUUGAUUUCUGGGACACCCCAUUCAGCGACCGUGGCCGGUCCUAUGGUUUACGUGGGGCCUUCUCUUCGGGCUUCGGUGAGUUGCCAGCCUUCAUGGAGGCCUUUUCGUGCUUCAAUACCCUGGGCCGUGGUGCGGGCACCCGCGCCACCUUCUCGUCCACUUCCAUCGGUGGCUCCAGUUCGGGCAACUCGGGGUUCAAGUCAGUGAUGUCCUCCACGGAGAUGGUGAAUGGCCACAAGGUGACCACCAAGCGCAUCGUUGAGAACGGCCAGGAGCGUGUGGAGGUGGAGGAGGAUGGAAAGCUCCGGUCAGUAACUGUCAAUGGCAAGGAGAAGCUCAUGCGGGUGGACACCAAGUGA